Messenger RNA from Varroa destructor (honeybee mite), 6621 nucleotides. RefSeq names its product fasciculation and elongation protein Unc-76 (gene Unc-76). NCBI's taxonomy places the organism in Eukaryota, Metazoa, Arthropoda, Arachnida, Mesostigmata, Varroidae. The record is from RefSeq and is a predicted model, not a curated record. Gene Ontology annotation, cellular component: cytoplasm; axon.
GUCCAAGUGUUCGACACUCUGUACGUCUGUCUGACUGCAGCCACUGCGACCACAAAAACGGCUUCGUCCUAAUUUGUACGACGGAGGCGGCAGCGACAACGUGAAGUACCAUAAACAGGAGCAGCGUCCGCGAGUGCUGCUUGCACCACGGACUUGCCACAUUGAUCCAUCGAACCCAGCCAACAAUAAGCGACAUCAAUGGCAUCACCGCAGCGACAGCGGGAGCUGCAUUAUUGUCAGGUCACCUGCUUCCUCUGACGGACGGUCGUCUCAAGUACUCAAACGAAUAUCUAGUAACACUAAACAUGCACAUUUAGCAGCUGCCUGAAUUACUGAUACUUCUAUUGAGACUCGAAGAGAACAGGGCAGUCGGCACCGAUCAGAAAAAAGCUGUCAGCAAACGUACGGAUCUAUCUGUGUUCGUGCUCUCAGAACGUCCGGUCAGGUGGUGGUUCUUUUCAUCGUUCCCCUGGUGACUAUCGGUGGUACGGUGGACCGUGCCACCUAGCGUUCGAUACCCGCCUGCCCGCUCGCUCGUCUGCGCUUAUCGAAAACAACUGAUCUUCGUAGGAACGAACGCUGUGCGCACUCAUCGACUCGUAUCAUUGGUAGUAGCUGUUUGCGGUUGGUGGUGGCAGCAUCUUCGCUAAAUCAUGCUCCCAAAAAAGUCGUCCGCUGUCGACAUCAACACAUUUACCACCUGACAGACAGGUAGGCCUCUGCCUAAAUGAACACAUCCUUUUCAACUACCCCUAAGAACCCGCCGCAAUGGUGUCAAUGGAGAAAGGGCAGUUUGCCGACUAACUUGAAUGAACUCUCUAAACGGAAAAGCUGUUAUACGUUGAGCACCGGAGCCAAAUAUCUCGAUCAACUACGCACUGUGCCUCUAACAGCAUAACGAACAAGGAUAGAGAUAAACGCACACCUGUCGGAGUCGGAUCCACUUGAUCGGAACAGGUGAGAGAUUGUCGCACCUGUUCUGUUAUCAGCGGUACCGCCUUGACUCGAGUAUAUCGAAUGAGUUCACUCAACCCUGAUCCCUACCCAAAUGAUGCUAAAUUUUUACCAGUCGAAUAGCAGCGUUUGUCGUGAAGAUCUCGUGUUGUGACAAUCGGAUCGAGAACGGUAUAGCGCGCGAGGUGUCAGCAGCGCCAUAACCUCUUUAUUGAACCUAAACUUUUGAACCGUGCAAAUGUCACAGCUUGCACACAUCUGAAUUACGCAAACGACACAGCAAAUGUAUUGAAGUUCGCGUAAAGCAUAUAUAAAAAUCUAGAAAUUGUUUAAAGUGGCACGAAGUUUUCGAGGUUGUCCGUAAACGGUAUUUCGCCGUCACCUCAAGACUGACAUCUGUUCGCUGCUCAUAUGAGACGAUACAUCUUGACUGUUUCUUUAUCAUCCAUCGUAUUCAGGAGGCGGCUAAGGAAUACUUCGUCGAGUCGUAUGUGUUUGCUUCCAAUGUUCAACAAGCCCAUACAACUAGGCUGGCGAAAAUUGAUCGAAGAGACUCCCGCGUAUAGUAUGCCUUCAGUUCUUCUUCGUGUUGUAUAAUAACCGAGUUGACGUGUAGAUAUUCUCUUAUGCGAGAACCAAACUGGGCCGAAGAAGCUCGUUAUCGACAGGCUUUGUUGCUGGGCUGAACUUUUCAUUCAUUUCUAGCUUAUCUGCUCUCUCGACCCGUAAUCCUGCUGCUAGUAUUCGUACCGAGGCUAAUGGAAGCACUUCAAGCAGCGCUUUUCAAAGGUGUUCUUUGAAGCGGUGAGCCUGCAACAGGUUGUGCGUCUCAAGAAGAGGGCCCGACUGCAUAGACUAAUGGUUGCCGUGUGUGGUUAAGAGGAUAGCGAUAACUUUCUCACCCACUACUUAAUUAGAUGCUCAAAGCUACAGCUCAAUUAGUGUCAAACGGAACUUCUACAUUAACGGAAAAUAGGCCAAUGCUCCUGCUGAGCCAUUUACCAGAAAGUAACAGUGAUGUGAACCGGAAAUUGUGCGUAUAUGGAGCUGAAUCGAUCGGGAUUACCUGUUCGUGGGCUGUAGUAUCCAGCAAACCCUCACGUCACUUUCAUAUUCUACGGGCGUGUUUCGUGGCCAUCUUCGCCUGUCAGUAUCGAGAGGAAAUCAAUGCAAAGACACUGACUAGUCUCCUGAUCGGCUGAGUUUCUCGAAUAGGCCAAAUGUCUCAGGGAUGUAUGCCCUGCCGGCUCAGGCGGGACGGAGCACAAUCCCCGAACACAGCAAAUCGACUUAAGGCCGUCUUUCUCGGGAGUCGGCGCUUCGGUGGCAGCACCAGCGGCAGUGGUGCUGGUGGUAAGGGCGAACAACACGCCUCUUCGCUGGGCUCAUCACGCUGCCUGACGGGUUCAACGGCGCUCAUGGUGAUGGGUGAUGCGAAGAUGGCCUCGGAGCUGCUUGCCGAGGCUCCGUUGGCCUCUGCUGAGGAAGAUUUCAGUGACUUCAACUUGAACAAACUUCCGGCUAAAACAAAUGGUGGUACCCAACAGUCGACUGGCGGUACAGCUGGUCAGAAUAAUAUCUGGACAACAGCGUCGAACGGUCCGCCAGCCAUGUCAGCAACAGCGGCGGACGUCCCCACAGGAGGUGCUCACAACUGUACGAAUAAUCUGACCCAUAGCGGUGUUGUCGAUGAUGUGUGCUUAGAUUUCGGCGAGUCAAACCUUGGAGCCUUCAGCGCCUCACUCGAAGACCUCGUCAGCUCAUUCGAUGAAAGAAUUACUAAGUGCCUCAGAGACUACGACGAAACAACUGAACAGCUAGCGCCGGUACAAGUGCGCUCAAAGGAGGAGAUCAUGAAAACUGACCAGGUUUGGUGGACUCUGACGGGCAAUUAUGGCAACAUUAUGCCCAUUGACUGGUCAAAGAGCUACGCGAGAAAGAUGCAACUAGACGCGCUCAACAUAAACGAACAAUAUAAUGACUGUCAGACGCUGCGUCACAGCACUGACUCUUCCGAUGAGGAAGACGUGGAUCGCGAUCUCGAUCUUCAUUCGCUAAUUUUGAGCAGCCUUACGUCCGAGCCACCCGCUCCCGUACAAUCCGCGGAUGAGGUCAUUCGCCAAAUCGAAGAUAUUAUGGCUGAGAGCUGUUCAUCAGAUGACGGAAUUGCUUCCGGGGAGACGACUCCGGUAAACACUCCCGGCGAUCGAGACAGCCAUAGCCCAGCGCAAGCAUGCAUUCAACCAUCAGCGGCCUGUGGUGAGACCUCGCUGAGGGCCCAAAUCGCCGGACUGAUCCGUUCCGACCGACUGCGCAGCCUCAGCAUUGCAGAACUCGUUGAAGUAUACAGCGCUCUUGAGCGCGAGGUGCAGUCGCUAUCGGAGACGCUGGUGGCCGAGCUCGCGCAGCGGGAUGAGCUUGACUUUGAGAAGGAGACCAAAAACACGUUCAUUUCGCUGCUACUGACAGUGCAGAACAAGCGACGCCAGUUCACCAUCGAUCGCAAACGUGGACGAGGCCAUACUAUCGUCAACGGAGAGCCGAAAUAUUUGACCACAGUAAUUCCGUACAAUCCUGCGGUGGGCUCUCGGGUGUCGGUCUCCGAACUGCAAAUUCUCAUCAAGAUUCUGCACGCGAUCAACGACGACUCACCUACCGUGCCUACUCUUCUCACCGAUUACAUCCUCAAAGUUCUUUGCCCCACGUAAUAGGAUUCGUCUAACUGUUCUUGCCGACAUGGGGGCAAUGGGAAACCAAUCGAGCGCAGCACUAUUCACGGGCUAGAUCCUCCAAGCCGCAACAGAAGAUGGCCGCCUAUUACGACGUUAAAGCCUGCGCCGCCAGCGACUUACCUGUCCACUUAUCGGCCUUCGAUAUAGGUUUCCAUGAGCUAGAAAUUUGUCAAUCGUCGGUCUUGCUUGAACUAUUGCGACCCAAUUAAGCUAAAUACAUCCGAAAUACACGCUAAAUUCAAAUUAACUUACUUAUAUAUUACACCCGACAGGAGCCGAGGCUCCGCUAUCCUCUAGUAACAGUAAUUCCAAUUGUACGUCUCCAAAAAUGAGCAAUUACUCACUCCGCUGUUGCCUUUACUAAGAAGUUUGUAUAAUUGCGCUGAAUACUCAGCCCAGCGAGUGUGUGCUGAAGGUAGCACAGAGUCGACCCAGAACAGAUAGACAUGUAUUACGCGUAAAUGGUCUCUGAAUCUAUGGAGAAAUACAAACAGAGAACGUCAUGGAAUAUACAGAUAUCGAGAUGAAAGAGCCAAAAAAUUAUUAGAAAUCAUUGAAAAAUAUGCAAAAACGAUCUCUAAAUAAACCCGUGACUUUCUCUCCCUCUAUAUCUCAUUUUCAUUCUAUAUGGCAAGAAGAUUAUAAAAUAUGAAGCAUGUAUCGGCAGAAUACAUACAUGGAACACAUACACACACCCGCGAACACUACUAACUGUAUUUAGAUAAAAAAAAAAAUAUAUAUAUAUAUAUAUAUCCGUAGAACUGGCAAACGAGAGAAAGAGUUCAGUAUGGCACAAUGGAGGCACGUAGUGCAAUGACUAUUUAUCGUAUAGUAUGAUCGGUCGAUCCAUUGAUUGUUGAAGACUGACAAUGGCCGUCUCCAUUGAAUCAAUUUCUUUCUGGUACCCACCCGAGGCUAGACCUCAAAAGAAGAAAAACACAUCUGCUGGUUGAGUCGAGAUACAAUUGAACUCAAUCAUUAUCUAUUUUCGAACGCCAGAAAUGGCCGCUGUGAGCUGUACAUUUUGUUAUGUUUAUAUAUAUAGACCUGAUUGUCAUCCAGCUUGCUCCGCAGUGAAUUCGAUAGCAAUGCUAUAUAAUAUUCCUAUCAUUGCUAUGAAAAAGCAGGAUGUUGACUUUAAUUACAAAGCUUGUUCUAGCUAGACGUAGAUAUAAUACGAAAGGGACAAGGUGGAAACGAUGAGAUAGAAAGUAACUAGAAAAAUGGCUGGAAUAAUGGUAUGGGGCUAAAUUGCAGUGAAAAACGCUUGGGGGGCAACGGCCGGCGCAGUGCGCAGGUCUGUCGAUGUACGAAUGAGAAUGACACGUGUCUAUUAUGUGCAGCUGUCCACUUGGAUGUGUUAACAUAAUAAGCGAUGGCAAGAACGUGACAAUAAUUGGAAAGUCGUCUAGCAGUAUACUACCGUUGGAGCACGGUAAUAUUUUAGCACCCCAUACUCCGCCAUAUAGCAUAACACUAUAUGAUAAUACCGUAAGAUCAUGUUAUAAUAGCAACGCUCGUUCUUUCUGUCGAUAUACGCGGGUACAGGCCUGAAACGCUUCACUUUGUCGUAACGUCAUUAACCAAUGAUCAUUAUGCGCAAACGUGCGACAGUGUUACCCUAUUGUGCUUCACCGACUUCAAAGUUCGUCUCCGCUCCAGUGCUAACACUGCUCGUGAAGCUAUUCUUCAAUGAUACGUUCAAAAUGCGUCGUCCAAAAACGCCUACAAUUCGGUAAAACAGACACAAAAUACUUGUUUGUAAUUUAUUUUACCAUGAGGUCAACGAAAAUUUGAACGAGUCAGCUUUGGCUUCUCUGUCCCCCAAGAAACGUGCAGAAAUAUUGCCGUACCAUCAGAUACGAUCUGCCGUUUAUUUUCGCGCGAUUUUUCAUUUCCGAUGUUUAGGAAAUAGGUCCCUGCUCGUUUCAGGUGGCCGGACAAAAAAGGGGAUCUGGCACGCGCACAUCUAUUGCCGCAGCCUCGUACGUCAAUAUAGAUUUUUUGGAGCCAGCCUGACUAUUAUUAUGCAUAAGAAAGGUAGCUAACUAGCAGCCUGGCAAGUUAUUGUCUAGGUGGAAGUAACAAUGAGAAGCGGGUGGAAAAUUAUUAGGAAUGACGGCACGAUUGCCAUAAAAAAACAUAGGCAAGCCAAUGCUUGUAGGGCGCGCAUCACAAUGAACGCAGAGUAGUCUUCGAUCCACUCCUGGAUUGUCAGCAGAAUAGCAAUGUUAUCAUAAUAAAUUAAAUAAAGUUAGAGAAAAUAUGAACUAAGUUAUUGACCUUGAGGAGGUAAAGGCCAGAUGACCAGAAAAGUUCAUUAUAGCACAGAGAGAGCUAGACAGAGAGGAAGAAAGAGUGGAUUAUAACAAGAAGCGAUGCGAAACAAUAAGACAAAUCCUUGUUGAAACAAAAGUAAAUACGAAUUUUUGGAUGCCAUUAGAGGACACCACUGUCCUAUUGAUAUUUUCCCAACAACAUCGUGUGUACCGCCUUCGCUUUGUCUGACCCAUCGUUGUUAGUACAACAGCUGCGCUUUACUAACACAAACCAACUAGGUAGGGUAAUGUAUUUCAACACAAAACCGAGACGAUUGAGAAGGGACGGGUUCGGAUAGAACGAACGAAACGACGUAGAAAUAAAGAAGUUCUUGGACAGGAGCAUCGUUCCAGGGCGUUCAGUUCUAUAUUUCAGUCAGUUGGCGUUUGGCGGAAGUUUACAAUAUACGAUGGAAAGAAGCGAGAGAAAGGAACGGUACAUCCGUUUAAGAGUUUGACCAUUCAUUCACAGAUGGAAAUGACUUGAAGAUGCGAGAAUAUCAUGUAUACUGAACGAUGCAAAAGAACAGAAACUCUUCAACCAUUCCUCCGCCUUGACCUUCUCGUAGGGAAGAAAAAAACGACAAUAAGGGAAAUUAAAAAAAAAAAAAGGCUGU